AUGCAUUUCCGUUCAUUACUACCUCUCCUUAUGUCGACUCUCUACGCCACACAAGCCAUCGCGAAAGGCUAUGGAGACUGCUGCCUAUGCCACUACAUCGAGCUCCAGUGGCUAUGUGUAAAAUGGAACGAGAACACCGACACACUCUCCUGCGGACUCAACGGACCAUUCCCACCCGGCUCAAAAUGCACAGUCGAGAAGUUCUACCAGCCACAAGACCGCCUGCAGGCAAAUGUCUCCCUAUACAUGGGCGCAAAUAAGUCACCAUACAGGCUGGACCUGGGUAUUAACCCUCGUAACUGCAAGCCUUGGAAGGAGUUCCCAACACAAUGGACUGGCUGGGGUGCCUACAUGUUCAACGGCGGAGAUAUCUCCGCACAAGACAUGAGUGUCUGCGAGAGGUUUGGGGCUGCAUGA
Diaporthe batatas is the source of this 417-nucleotide messenger RNA. RefSeq lists its product as uncharacterized. Bases 1 to 417 code for a protein of 138 amino acids. NCBI's taxonomy places the organism in Eukaryota, Fungi, Ascomycota, Sordariomycetes, Diaporthales, Diaporthaceae. The transcript has a single exon. The record is from RefSeq and is a predicted model, not a curated record.